This is a messenger RNA of Oppiella nova, 2641 nucleotides long. The record is from the annotation of a GenBank genome assembly. Lineage: Eukaryota; Metazoa; Arthropoda; Arachnida; Sarcoptiformes; Oppiidae.
AUGAAAUCAAUUAAUUGGUCUAAAAUAUCGUCAGAAAAGAUAAUAUCAUCGGAAAAACCAAACUUAUGGAGUCUUGUGGCGGCGCAACACAAGUCAGACUUUCAUACAAACGUAGACUUUAGUGAACUCGAAGAGCUGUUUUGCCAGCCCUUCAACAACUCGGCGCCCAAUUCAUGCCCCGGGUCUCCACGUUUGCAAAGACGCCCGCAUUCAUCGGAAAUCGUUGGCUCGCCGUUCAAUAGCCUCGAAAGGAAAGGACUAAAGCGAUUGAGCGGUGAAUAUCAGGCGCCCCUUGAGUUGCAAUUAUUAGACGGAAAGAAAUCGUUGAAUGUGAAUAUAUUUCUGAAGCAAUAUCGCGGAAGUAUUGAAGAUUUAAUAAACAAAAUCUCGUGCGGAGACCACAAAGAGAUCGGAACCGAGAGGUUAAGAAAUUUGUUGAAAAUACUUCCGGAAGCGAAUGAAAUAGAAUUACUGAACAAUAAUAGUGAAGAAUCUCAUCGAUUGCCGGUCGCCGAGAAAAUUGAAGGAAUGCUUCUGAAGGAAGAGUACUAUUCAAAUGUCACUUAUUUAGAUCCGGCCAUUCAGUCGGUGCGUAAUGCCGCCAAAGAGAUCAGAGAAAACCAGAAAUUGCACGAAAUAUUGUACUCGAUAUUAAUCUUUGGCAACUUUUUAAAUUCGGGCGGUUAUGCAGGAGAUGCGGCCGGUUUUAAGAUGAUGUCUUUACUUAAAUUGCCUGAAAUUAGAGCCAACAAGCCAGGUCUCAGUCUAAUUCAUUACAUAGCAAUGCACGCUGAGAGAAAAGGAUGGCAUGACUUUAGUGUAGAGCUUCCGAGUCUGGAAGAAGCCUCGAAAAUUUCAAUCGAAAACCUUCGAUUGGAAGUCAAUUCGUUGUCAAAGAAAAUCCAGACAAUAAGUGAAGAAAUUAAAAAACAAGACAAAGAUUUAUCGCUUCAUAAAGAAAUGGAUAGUUUCCUCACUUCUAGUGAUCGAGAAGUGAAAAAACUGUCGACUGCUGUGGAAACCCAGUUAAAUGAAAUACGUGUAGAAAUGGCAGAAUUUCUAUGUGAAGACUUGGAUCGGUUUAAACUGGAAGAAUGUUUUAAAGUGUUUUCAUCAUUUUGUCAUCGAUUCAAACUAGCAAUCGAUGAAAAUGAAAGACGACGAGAGAAUGAGAUGAAACUGGAGGCCCGGAAGUCGAACUCUCAACUAAAACGGUGGACAAACAGCACAGAGUCGGAUAGCUUUUUGACGGAGUCUAAUAGUCUAACGCCAACCAAUUCUAGCAAUUGUUUAACAAAUUCAUUGAAUGGUUCACUAAAUGAAAACAAAUUGAAAAGAAGGUCACGAAGGAGUUCACAGGACGACGAACUCCACUCCGGGCUCAUGGAGUUCCUGAAGACAACAAAUGAUAUCGUAAGCAAUGAUAUACCGAUAUUUGGCGGAAGUUUCAGAAGAAUGGGAAGUGGAAGACGAAGUCGUACUUCGAUUCCUAUUAUUUCGGACUCAGAGCUAAACAGUAGAGACAGAAAUACAACUGAAACUCAAAUCAAAGAAGAAAUGAAUGAAUUGAAUGAAAACACAGAAUCUGAUGGCAAUAAACAUUUAGUGAAAAAGAGCGCUCAUUUAUCUGAUGUAGAAUCUGAUGAUGAGAUUCAUAAGAAAAAGUCUUCUUUUGACAGAUUCUCUCCUUUAAGGAAAACAUUAAGUUAUAAACCGUCAGAACUGGAGUCACGACUCAACAAACGUUUGACUAAAUUAGAUGACAAUAAGAUUUUGAUUAAUAAUAGCAGUGAACCACAGGAACCCAAACCAAUUGACAAGAAUAUUAUAUCUGCCGAAAGGGUUUCGAGUCCAACACAACUGAGACAGUAUUGGGCCACAAGAGAUAACAAUUGCAAUACCAAUAGGACGGGCAUAACCCGUCCCUCAACGCUGUUUGUGUCGAGCAAUUACAACAGUCAACAGCCGACUGCUGUCAUAACACCUACUAAACUGAUCAGAAACGAUGAAAUUGCGACCGAAAGUCCAACACUUCUGUCGCCUAUAUUGACGUUAGAAUCGGAGCGACUCAACAGAACUGGUUGUCUGCCCCGUCGGACAAGUAUAACAUCCCCGUCCACUGCAACGGCCGCAGCAAUUGUAACCCCCAUACAAAUGAAUGAGAAACCCAUAGAUGAGAAACAGACGGAUAAACUUUCGGCCGGACCUUUGAAAUCAAAACUUCCUCUUCCGGUCAGAAGAACGCCAUCCAAUCCAUUGACACAACCGAAGAAGAAUUUGACGACCGCUCUAAAUGUACCGAAGAUUGGAAUACCUGUUCCCACAAAGACAUCAACGAUUCGACAGACGUCUGCCCCCAUGAAUACCCGGACAUAUAGGACACCGUCGACUGUGAGCCGCACGAACAUGACAUCAGACAUGGGCUCCAUAUCAUCGAUGAGGCGCUCGUCACAACUGUUGUCUCCCAACCGAUCCUUUAUGAAACAGACGUCUUCUUCAGCAGCAAAGAGUCGAAUCAAUUCUAGAUAUUAAUCAAAACACAAUUCAAUAAAUACUCAACACUUGGUGUUUGAAAUAAAUGCAGUAUUGACCCGACUUUACAGAAUAUUAUUCACUAAAAUAGUAUUAAUUAGAAUAUAGC